CAGCCUGUCCCGGUCGGGCGUUGCCUGCACGCCAGGCUUGGUGGCCCCGCUGUUCCCGGGCCCGGCCCGCACCAUGGCGCACCUGCUGGGCCACCGCGGCUGCAUGGAGAGCCUGCGGGCCGACCUGCGCGACCUGCAGGCCGCCAUCGCCGACGUGUGCUCGCGGGCCGGCGCCGUGCGCUUCCCCUCGUGGAAGUUCCCCGACAAGGUGUCCUGCGAGCUGGACAUCGCCGUGCUGCUGCAGCGCUACCGGCACAGCGACAGCGAGCCCGAGUUCAGCCAGCACGCACACGUGGUGCUGCUGGAGCUGCUCAUUGACAGGCUGCUGCUGCUGCUGCAGAGCUUCACGGGCUACGCCGAGGCGCUGCUGAGCGGGCGGGCGGUGCCGGCGCCGCGGGGCCCGGGACCCGGCAUGUCCGCGGGGCUCACGGCCAGGACCUUCUGGAGCUCCAUGCUGAAACUCGGCGCCCUCUGCCAGCAGCUCCGCGACCAGGUUGGGAAAUGUCAGCAGGAGCACCUGAAAAGCAUCUUGCCAGAAGUUCUGGAGUCAGGAACUGCCUCCGAGGAUGCCCAGCCCAGUUCUGUGUGCCCAGAUCCCAGUGCCCAGCCCAGGGCUGGCCCCAGCCCGGCUCUGAGCACCCGCAGUGUCCCCACACAGACCCCGGGGCCACCCCUGGGCUCCUGUGACAGCUGCUCCAGCGCCCAGGCCAGCCUCCACGAGGUGGGCAGAGCCAUCACCAGCAUCUGCCAGAGCCAGAACAUCCCUUCAGCUCUCAGCAAGUUCCAGGAGGUGCUGGAGGACGGCGCAGGGAGAAGGAACCUCUCUGCAGCAGACAUGAGCUACUGGGCCUCGGAGCAGAGCAAGGACCUGUCCCGCAUCAACAAACACCUCCAGGGGCUGCUGCAGCAGCUCAACCCCGUGAGGGCUGAGCUGGAGCAGAUGGGCAAGCAGAAGGACAAGCUGCAGAAACAGGUUGAGGACUUUUCCAGGAAGCUGCAGGCAGAGAAGAGCAUCCAAGCAGAGCAGCAGAAGGCAGCUGAGCAGAGCCUGAAAGCCAAGGAAAAGGAGCACUCCAAGGCUGUGGCCAGGCUGGAGGAGGAAAAGGAUGAGCUCAGGAGAGAAGCUGCUCUGCUGGAGGAGCAACUCUCAGCCCUGAAGGAGGAGCUGGCAGCAAAGGAGGUGGCUGUGCAGGAGCUGGAGCUCUCCAAGACCACCUUGCUGGAGGAGGUGAGCACCUCAAGGGUGGCCAGGAGCCAGGUGCUGGAGCUGGAGGAGAAGGUGCAGGUGCUCACAGGCCAGAGGGACAGCCUGCAGCAGGAGCUGAGUGCCAGCAGGGUGCAGCUGGAGCAGGAGCUGAGUGCCAGCAGGGUGCAGCUGGAGAAGGAGAAGGUCCAUGUGGAGAGCCUGCUCCGGCACGAGGAGUCCCUGCAGGCCAAGCAGAGCACCCUGCUGCAGCAGCUGGACAGCCUGGACAGGGAGCUGCAGGAGAUGCAGGCCAGCCUGGGAGAGGCCGAGGAGGACAAGGCCCGGCUGGCAGAGCAGCUGGAGCAGAGCCAGCAGCAGAGGGGGAAACAGCUCCAGCAACAGCAGGAGCUGCUGGACACGCUGCAGCAGGAGAAGCAAUCCCUGGAGCAAUCCAUCCUGGAGCUGCAGGCCAACACAUCCCAGCUGCAGGAACAGGCACAGGAGCUGAGGGAGCGGGAAAGGCUCCUGGUGUUCUUCCCUGAUCUCCACACGCCCACUGAGACGCAGUUUGAGAGUAAGGGAGCAGAUGGGUUUGUGCCUUGGGUCUCCAGAGCUCCCAGGGGAUCCUGCUGGCCCCAGACACUCCCACUGACACCCAGGAAGGGCUCAGACCCUGUGUGGAGCUGUGACCAUCCCAAUGUGCCUCUGUGCAUCCCACAUCAGGGCCAGGACAUUGAGCAGGGCCAGGACACGGCAGAGCUUCCUUUGCCCACAGGCUUGGGGUUCCUGCUGCCACCUCCCAGGCUGUGCCACUGCUCCGUGCCCAGGGUGGGCAGGAGGGGUGCCCACACCUCUGAGCAGACAGGCAGCAGCAGGCUGGGCUCUUGGAUUUUGUCUGCAGGCAGUGGGAACUUAACAGAGGACAUGAAGAAUCAGCUCCAGGCCAACAAGAUCAGGAUUGAGGUGCUGGAGAGGGAGAACACGCAGCUGGAGGCUCUGCUGGCCAAGGUGAAGGCAGCAGCCGAGCAGGGCGUGCUCAAGCUCAUCCCACAGGCCCAGCUGGGGUCCCAGCUCCUCAGGGCAGCCAGCAGGCAGGACAGUGGGCAGCUCAGCAGCAGGAGCAGCGGGGACAGCCCGGGGCUGCCAGGAUGCACGGACAAGGGCUGGCACAGAGCUGCCAGCAGCCAGCACUCCAACAAACUGCGGGCAGAGCCCUCCCCCCAGGCCAAACCCUGCCUGUCGCUCCCAGUGCGCCGCCUGGGGCUCAGCCUGCCCUCGCUGCACACCGGGGCUCACCACAAAUAAACACGGAUCACUCUGCAUUUCCUGACACACAAACCUCCACCAGCGGCACCUGCCCUGCCCAGGGGACCUCGUUACUGGGUCUUGGUGCGUCAGGAAGGGAAAGCUGGGCUCUGCCUGCUUCCUGGGGGAGCUGCUCCAGGGACGUUGCUGGGCACUGGAUCAGUCACCCUUGGCUACGCUGCUGCCGGAGUCCCCAGGAGAGCCCUGAGCUGAUGCCAGGGCACAGUUUGUGCUAGCUCCUGCCAGGAACCAUUCCCAAAGGGGCCUGGGAUGUGGCCACACUUGGAAGAGGAAAGCAGAGCUGGCGUGGGAUGAGAGGAGUCCAAACCACCCUCAGCCCACCAAUACAGCCACAGCCUGGGAAAGUAAUUGUCCCUCUAUGAGCCCCGAGGGGCUGGGAACCACCAAG
Melospiza georgiana is the source of this 2900-nucleotide messenger RNA. RefSeq names its product coiled-coil domain containing 157 (gene CCDC157). Lineage: Eukaryota; Metazoa; Chordata; Aves; Passeriformes; Passerellidae. The transcript has 9 exons. The coding region runs from base 74 to 2491 and encodes 805 amino acids. The record is from RefSeq and is a predicted model, not a curated record.